Penicillium riverlandense is the source of this 1560-nucleotide messenger RNA. RefSeq lists its product as uncharacterized. Gene Ontology annotation, biological process: sphingolipid metabolic process; carbohydrate metabolic process. The transcript is spliced from 5 exons. Gene Ontology annotation, cellular component: extracellular region. The coding region runs from base 1 to 1560 and encodes 519 amino acids. NCBI's taxonomy places the organism in Eukaryota, Fungi, Ascomycota, Eurotiomycetes, Eurotiales, Aspergillaceae. Gene Ontology annotation, molecular function: glucosylceramidase activity; cellulose binding. The record is from RefSeq and is a predicted model, not a curated record.
AUGCAUGCCACCCUUCUCGCAGCUCUAGGGGUCACCCUACAGGCCGGCCUCGCUGCAGCCCAAACCAAAGUGACAGUGAACGCAGGCACCACUUACCAGGUAAUUGAUGGGUUUGGCUUCUCAGAGGCCUUUGGCUUCGGCAGCGGAGUCGAAAAUGCACCCAGUGCACAGCAAACUCAGGCCCUGAACUACAUGUUCAGCACUACUGAAGGAGCGGGAAUGACGAUCCUUCGUAACCGCAUUGCUGCGGAUGCAGGCGGCACCAUUGAGCCCAAUAGCCCUGGGUCACCAUCGGCUACCCCAAGUUACAGGGCUAUUGGCGACGACAGCAGUCAGAUAUUUUGGUCCCAGAAAGCUCGGGCAAUGGGAGUCAAGUACAUCUAUGCCGAUGCCUGGAGCGCACCUGGUUUCAUGAAGACAAACGGCAACUACAUAGACGGUGGAUACCUCUGCGGAGUGACUGGACACACCUGCUCCUCUGGCGAUUGGAGACAGGCGUAUGCGAACUAUCUCGUGCAGUACAUUAAAGACUACGCGAGCCAGGGCAUUACCAUUGACUUUGUUGGUUUUCUCAAUGAACCUGAAUUUGCGCCUGACUACGACUCGAUGCUUUCCGAUGGAACCAUGGCGGCAUCCUUCAUUCCAAUUCUCUACAACACUAUCAAGGAAGCUGGACUGUCCACUGGUAUCACCUGCUGCGAUGCCGAAGGUUGGAAUGAUCAGGCCACCUUCACAGAGCAGAUCAUCUCUGCUGGAGCCGAUCAGUAUCUGUCACGUAUCACGUCUCACUGGUAUACUUCGCAGGGCACUUCUCCCAUCAACACUGACCUUCGGGUCUGGGAGACCGAAUACGCGGACUUGGACGAUGCCUUCUCAACUACCUGGUAUUCCAACGGCGCAUUCAAUGAGGGUCUUACCUGGGCCAAGCUUAUCUACCAGGGUCUUGUUGAAAGCAAUCUCAGUGCGUUCUUGUACUGGGUUGGCGCUCAAUCGAAUAGCAAUGCUGCUGGCUUGGUCACUCUCACCGGCUCCGGUUCCUCCACGCAAGUGACCGCAUCCGCCUCUCUCUGGGCCUUUGCUAUGUUCUCGCGCUACAUCCGACCAGAUGCCGUGCGUAUCGGCACGUCAGGUGCUCCGACCAACACGCAGGUCGCGGCCUUCAAGAACACAGAUGGUUCUAUUGCCGUCGUAAUGAUCAACUCCGGCAGCAGCUCACAGACCGUCUCUCUUGGAGGCGUGUCCUCCUCAACGGUCAAAGGGUACUACAUGGACAACUCUGUCUCAUCGCCCUCUAGCUUGUCGGUUACCUCCAGCGGCGGUAAUAUAGGGGUUACCCUGCCCGCUUAUUCAGUGGUCACUCUUGUCCUCUCGGGAUCCACAAGCUCGUCGCCUCCUCCUGCUACAACAACAACAACCGAAACGAGCACUGGUGGCUCAACUGGUACAAGUGUUGCCCAGCACUGGGGUCAGUGUGGUGGCCAAGGCUGGACCGGCCCCACAAGCUGCACUAGCCCGUACACCUGCCAAGAGCAGAACGCUUACUACUCACAAUGUCUGUAA